AUGAAUGAUUGGAUUCGAAGGUUAUAUUUUAUUGUAGGCGUUAUGUUUCAAUUUUAUACUAUAUUUCUUCUUAUUUCGCACCUUACCUGUUCAAUUUUGGCUGAUACAAAUGAAUCUUCAUCAAAGUCUAUUUAUAAAUUUAAUCGAAAUCAUCGCUUGGACUCUUUAAUUACAAAAACAAAUAAAUUUGAUCAAAAUGAUGAUGAUAGUUACAAUAAUCAUGCCUCAACAAUACCAGACGAACGAUCAUUAAAUGAACAUUUGAAAGUUUUUAUUACUAUUGGUAGCAUUUCAGUUGGAAUUAUGACGCUCAUCGUUGUUAUAUAUGUAACUAGAACCUACUUAAGUUAUAGAGUGCUAAAUGUUCGUGAAACUAGUGAGCAAGAAGUACGAUUAUACACUUAA
Molecule: messenger RNA, 405 nt
Organism: Rotaria socialis
Lineage: Eukaryota; Metazoa; Rotifera; Eurotatoria; Philodinida; Philodinidae
Source: the annotation of a GenBank genome assembly